AUGUCUCGGCCCCUGGUCAGCAUCGACCGUCUCACCCCCCGUCGCGCCACUGCCGAACCUCGAGAGUCCAUGAACUGCAAGUCCUGUCGAAAGAGGAAGAUCAAAUGCAAUCGAUUACGGCCCAGCUGUGAAGCCUGCAAGGUGUUCCAGUGCCCGUGUAUCUACGAUGCUGUGCCUAAAAAACGAGGCCCCAAAACGGACGUCCUCGAAGCCCUGCUGAAACGCGUUGAUGGGCUCGAGAAACGACUGCAGGAUGACAAUCUUCCUGUCUCGUCCACCUCGUCGUCCACCCCCUCCGUCGCCCUGUCAUUGCCUCCAGAUCCGGCUCCUGCACCGCUCCCGUCGACGGUUCUCGCCCCCAACCCCAGUCGGCUACCGCUCUCCAUGCUCGAUGCCUAUUUUGCGCGUCUUCAUGGGAAACCGUAUCUCAUUUUGGACGAGGCGGGGACUCGUCAGCGGCACCAAUGCGAACAAUUGCCGCCCGCGCUGUCCAUGGCGAUUUACGCUAUCACCCUGCGAUACACCUCCCCUAAUUCUCCUUCUCCCCAGAGCCUGGAGGUCGCGCGACAGGCGCGACCCCUGGUCGACAUCGAUACGCCAUCCAUCGAAGGGUUGCAGACCCUCUUGCUCCUAUCCCAGGCCUUUUUCGCACAUGGCUAUGGCAGGAAGGCUUACAUGACGUUAACGAACGCCGUGGCCAUGGCCCUAGUCCUAGAUCUGUACCGUGAAAUGCCCUCGUCCGCACCCCUACCAGCGCCGGAACGAGAAAUGCGACGCCGUCUGUUCUGGACCGUCUACAUCAUGGAUCGGUUUCUCACCUGUGGUUCGAAGCGGCCGUGUCUCAUCGCCGAUCACUCGAUCGUGCUGCGCCUGCCCGCGACGGGUUCCGAAGCCGGAGAAUUGUUCCACCCUGUCGGCCCCAACAUCCAGUAUGCGUCCGAGUCGUCCCGUCGGAAAGGGCCCGGCGCACCAACCCUGCUGGUCGACAUCACCCGCAUUCUGGGCGUCACUCACCGGUACUUAGCCGCGGGUGGCGUCAAGGGGGAUUCGCAUUUUCCCUGGCAUUCGCUGUCCAACCUGUCCAAGAUCCGCCAGGAGCUCGACGUUUGGGCGGCGGGCACGCAGGACCUGUUCGUGUCGAUCGAAGCGCUGUUCGGCCAUCCCGAGAGCACCAUGCUGCUCCUGAGCAAGCUCAUCUACCACCUGGUGCACUGUCUGCUGUACCGACCGUUCCUCCCCAUCGACCUGGUUGAGCUGCGCGGGUCGGGGCAGCAUCAGUCGUGGCAGAUCGAGGCCACGACGCUGUGCUUUUCGCACGCCAACGCCAUCGCGGAGCUGGUCGAGCUGGCGCGACACGCGCCGCGCAUGGAGUGGCCGGAGUUGGUGGCCUACUGCGUGUGCACGGCGGGCACCGUUCACGUCCACGGGGUGCACUACCACGGGGACGAAGGCGAGGUUUUUGCUGCGAGCGCGGAAUUUCUGGUGCGCGAGAUGCAGCAGCUGGCAUGGUUGCGUCGGUCGUGGGCGGGCGUGCAGCACCAGCGCGAGACGUUGCAGACGAUUUCGGGCGCUCAUGCGGAACUGGUGCGCACGCUGGCGACGCGACCGGUGCGGUUUGCCCCGGUCUUCCAUCUCGAGGAUUUCCUCGAUCGCUACCCGGGACUGGCGGUGGAGGGGGGGCAUGUGCGAAUGGUGGAGGGGAUCUUCGACCGACCAGAUUUCUCCGACCCCCGACUGUAUUCCGGUAUGCCCUCGGCCACGCCGACCCUGCCGUCGCAGUCAUCACGAUCCAAUGUAACCGGCUUCCCGUCGGCCUCGUGGCAGGCCAACCUGAGUGUACCGGAUGGAAGCGCGUUGGGAUUCUCGUCCGGGGUGUCCUCGGCAUUCCUGGCGUUGCCGUUUCCCGGCCCGGGGACAGGGACAGCACCGGCCCCAGCACCGGCCCCAGUACCACCGCAAUAUGCGACGUUCCCGUUUGAAGCCGGGACGGCGCUGACUCCGGGCGGACAGUCGCAGGGCAGCAGCGGAUCGACGGCGGGGACGGGCGGAGCGGGAACGGGGGCGGAACACGAGGCAGACCCGUUUCUUAGUCUGUUGGAGCAAUUGGCGGAGAAUGAGCAUUCGCAAGGGGGGCCUAGAGAGUUGGAUUUUUUCCUGGAGGGAUUGGAGAAGGAGUGA
Messenger RNA from Aspergillus tanneri, 2178 nucleotides. RefSeq names its product transcription factor domain-containing protein. The record is from RefSeq and is a predicted model, not a curated record. NCBI's taxonomy places the organism in Eukaryota, Fungi, Ascomycota, Eurotiomycetes, Eurotiales, Aspergillaceae. The transcript has 5 exons. Gene Ontology annotation, cellular component: nucleus. Gene Ontology annotation, molecular function: DNA-binding transcription factor activity, RNA polymerase II-specific; DNA binding; zinc ion binding. The coding region runs from base 1 to 2178 and encodes 725 amino acids. Gene Ontology annotation, biological process: regulation of DNA-templated transcription; DNA-templated transcription.